GACCUUUCGUAGUGGACUUUUAUUUUGACGUAUUUCAGCUUGACGGUUAACCUAGCUGGCUUCACGUUCGCGCAGCUAAAAUAACUUCAUAUAACAUAAUAAAAAGCACAACCGUCUUUUCAUUUAUCUAAUUUCGCUAAAUUAAAAUGUCUUUCCCACCUGGAUCCAUAAUUGCGUCGGACUGGCACCGAUGUCCAGACAGCAGAGAGUUUUUCAGCAGAAUACUGCAUAAUAAGAAACGGAGAAAGUUUGGGCUCUUAGAAGCACCAAUGAUGCCUCCUCAUAUGAAUGUGGACAUGGUUUGCUACAAGGUCUUCAUCUCAGGUAAACCUGGAGUCGGGGAAAGCGCUCUUGGUGCCCGUCUCGCUGGCCUCGAACUCCCCAAAAUGCACUAUGAGACCACAGUCCUGUAAGGAACAGGUGGAUGCAGUCCUUUUCCUGUUCUCCUUCACUGAUCGUGGCUCCUUUGAUGAUCUUUCAAAUCAGAUAUCACGGAUCACAGAAUCUUCAGAUCGAGUGGUUAAACUGGUCGUUGGCACCAAGCAUCCUUCACCAGUUAACAACAUUUAGUUCACAUUUAUAUUCA
This is a messenger RNA of Cyprinus carpio (common carp), 586 nucleotides long. Its product is annotated as ciliogenesis and planar polarity effector 2-like. The record is from RefSeq and is a predicted model, not a curated record. Gene Ontology annotation, molecular function: GTPase activity. NCBI's taxonomy places the organism in Eukaryota, Metazoa, Chordata, Actinopteri, Cypriniformes, Cyprinidae.